AUGUACUCUUCUUUCCUUCUUGGAGGAGAGCCUAUCCCAAUGGCAUUUGCUAUGCAUACACUGAUGGCCAUGAAGAAAUUACUCUUCUCUGCUGUGCUGUUCGCUGCCUCUCAACAUCCCCUUGUGUACAUGAAUAGAAUCAGUGGCAUGCCGGCAGUAUUUGAGCCAGAUUCCAUUGACUAUGAGGAUGACCCAAAUGCAAAAGAGGCGAGAGCUCCUAAGCCUCUAGUGGUGACUGUGUAGGAAGUAGUAGUGCUUGGAAGGUGUGUUUUGUAAUGAAGAGAUGAUGAAAUAUCCAGACUUGCUGAAAUGUUCUCUUCUGUGCAAUUAUUAAAGACACAGGAACGCAAGACUUCCAUUGCAUCUAGCCACCCUACUGACUAUGUGAAUACAAGAUCUGCAGUCUGAGGAGGAAUGAGAACAUGAUCACUUCACGUGGUCAAUUCACAAAUAAUGCCAAGCUCCUGUUUGGUGCUAUGGGAAGGAAUCUUCUGCUCACACCCACCUUCUGAUGUAAUAUCUUUAGCAUCAAGCAAUCCUUUGCGAUUGCAUCUGGAACAGCAGACUAUGGUUUGCACUUGCCUUGCACACCAGGAUCAAACCCUGAUUUGCAAUUCUGGCUUGCACAAUGUAUUAUUUAUGCUAUUUAUUAAAUUUAUACAUCCCACCCUUACUUACAAGAGAGCUGAGGACACAAACUGUAACUUGUUGGUUCAGAUGUAGCAGCAAACCAUGGUUUUCUACAACUAUGGAAGUAACUAAUUAAGCGUGAGCAAGUGCAGAUUUACAUAGUGGAGCCUUGGUGGUUUAAUCUGAAGCUGAGCUAGGUUUGACCUAGCUGAUAAUAUUUAUGAUUUCUCUUUCUUCAUUUUAUUGUUGGUAUUUGUUUUACAUUAUGGUUUGUAGUCUGACAAAUUAUAAUGAGACUGCCGUGGCCUUUGGAUAGUACAAUAAACUUACUGAUUGAUAGUGUCAAAUCAUGGUUUGCCAUUAAAUCUGAACAAGUGAUCCCACAGUCAAGCCAGUAUUGCUCUUUUUAUCGAGCCAUAUAAUAAAAGUUGUUAUUGUUGCAUUUCUGUUUCUUUCAUUGCACGCCUAUGAGUAGAGUAGGAUUCUGAACAGUGUUAGCAAAGCAGAAAGUUGUCAUGGGUGGUAUGAAGAAAAGGCAAUAGAAGGGGUUGUUGCUGCACCAGAGUGGGAGUCAUCGCUCCUUAAUAAUAUCUUGCUGCCUUGAAGCUGUUAAAGUAACAAGCGUUGUCUCCUUGAGUCAGGGGCUGGCAAGCUUAGUGAUACAGUCAUAAGUCGUAGGCAGUGUUUAAUUUUAAAAAUGACAGGUCCCUGUCUGGGAGUCAUUCCUUCCGACCUGGAAAUUCUUCCCCUUUGUACUAAAUGUGUGUGUGGCAGAGUGGGGGGGUGGGAAGCAGCUUGUGGUUACUCAGUGGUCAGAAAAAAUGUAGUCUGCUCAUGCUUGUUCUACAUUUAUUACUUCAUAUUUUCCACAGCCGAUACUGGAACUAAGGUUGUGUUCACACUCCCGUUUGCUGUGACCUCACUGUGUUUCCAGUGCUGUGUUCUUAAUCCAUAUUCACAGGGCAUUAUCCAGGACAAGGAAUGGGGAAACAGAGGCAGAUGUGAGAAAAUCAGUGUGCACUUAAGUACGGCUUACACAUACUUAAAACUUGGUUUCAGUGGAGACUGAGGGGAUUAAAACAAAGGCUACACGGAAGAAGGUAGGUUCUGAGGAGUGAGUGACUGAGAGCUGCUAUUGUGGGUAAAAGGUCAGUCCAUUUAUGCUCCAGGGUGAACGUUUAUCAGUCUGUCGGCAUCAUCUAGACAAUACUGACUGCAGUUUGGAAUCCACUUAGCUGUUGUUGGGUAAUAAGUGACUUCAGGAGGAAUGUGGUCACUUUGAUUUAUCAAAUAGUUUUUGGCUUAGAGAACAGAAUUUUGUAGUCCUCGUGAAUUUGUCCCAUUCUUCAGCAGCCUGCCUGAUCUUCUGCCUCUUGGCCCCCCUUCUCUUCAGCCUCCUGUUCUGCCUCUGAUUCUGGCCUGCUCUCUGCCACAAACUCUUCCUGCUCAGUAAACCCUGUUACCAGCUUCUGACACCUCCUCCUCCCCCUCCCCGUCUGGCACCCAGGAAGGCUGCAGAAUGCAGAUCAUCAGAAAGAUUAUGUGUACAGUGGAAGAAAGGACAGACACAAAUGUCUCCUGCCCACUUUGAAAGUAAUGUAGGAUAAAAAGAAAAACGCCUAAGAUCUCACAAAAAAAACCCUCUCUCCUUUCAUAACUUUUCAAUGCAACCUCUUUUCGGCAAUGGGGGCAGAGAGCAUAUAAACUUAAGGCAUUUGCAGAUGAUGUGAUGAUAUCGGUAGAGGAGCCCAUGGUCAGAGUACCAAGGGUUUUAGAACAAAUUUCUGAAUUUGGAGAGGUAGCAGGUUUUAAACUUUUUUUAAAAGAUAAAAAUUAUGGUGGAAAAUAUGAAUGACCAGAUAAAAAUGAUCUACAGUUAUCAACAGGGUUAAUGAUUGAAAAUAAAAUUAAAUAUUUGGGAGUAUGGUUAACUCCAAGGAAUAUAAACAUUUUAAAAGACAAUUAUAUGAAAGCUUGUAGAGGGGUUAAGAAGAGCCUAGAAAUUUGGGGAAGGAUGAACUUGUCACUUAUGGGGAGGAUAUAUGUGAUAAAAAUGAAUGUGCUACCAAAAAUGUUAUUUCUGUUUCAAACAAUACCAGUGAUCAGCAAUACAAUAUACUUUAAAGAAUGGCAGAAAGAUAUCCCUAGAGUUAUCUGGCAGGGAAAGAAACUAAUAAUAAAGUAUAAAUUAUUGAAAGAUGCCAAAGAAAGAUUUUUCUUACCAGAUUUGACAUUAUAUUUUGAGGUGUCUGGUCUUUGCUGGUUAAAGGAAUGGAUAUUGUUGGAAAACGGUUCCAUAUUAGAUCUUGAAGGACAUGAUAACAGAUUUGGUCAGCACGCCUAUUUGUGGUAUGGCAAGGUUAACGUUCAUAAAGUUUAAAUCAUGUUAUAAGGAAACAGGUGUAUGAAGAAUGGGGGAAGUUUAUAAUCUAUUUGAAAAACUAUUGUAAACAAUUACACACAUUGGUAGGAUUGACAGAAAACUUGUAAAAAUUUGAACUAUGGAAUGAUAAAGGAUUUAUGAGUUAUGAAAGAGACACAGAGGGAAAAUCAUUAUAUUAAGAUCCACAAUGGGGUGGGGGAGGAAGUCAAAGGGGAAUAUAUGUUUAUGUUUUGAUUUUGCUUGUAUAUAUAAAAUAGAAAAUGCAAAAAUAUAUAUUUUUAAAAAAGAAAAAGGACCAAAAAAAUUCACAGAUUUUUUUUCAGUACAGUACUGCUUUAUAUCCUGCCUUUCUACCAUGUUGUAAUUCAAGGCAGUAUACUAAGGAUUGCUAAGCAGUCUCCCAGGCAUUGCUCAAACUCAGACCUGCAUGGCUUCAGCAAGUUCACUGUAUCAUGAGCCUUCAGACCAGGCCCUGGGGCUAAACAGAUGUAGCCGAUUGCUUCCCAUCUAGUUUAGCUUUAGGCUUUAUAAUUCCAGUGCUAAACCCAAGCCUAUGCCUCCAGCAACCAUAUUCUAGAUUACAGCCCCCCCCCCAUUAAUAUGGUUACAGGCUUUCUAUAUGUUGGUUUAUUAAUAUAUUUAUAUUUAUAUAUUUAUCAGUAUGUCUACAUGUUUGUUCAAUCGAUUUUUAUUUUGAAAAAUCUGCUCCCAGACCCUGGAAUUGCCUCUGUUGAGAAACUAGACUAGUCCCACUCUUCAUUGUCCUUCUGCUGCCAGAUGAAAACCUUGCUGCAGGAGGCUUUGGGGAACUGAUUGCUUUUAAUAAAAGGGCUGGUGUCGUGUUGUUUUAUUGUAGUUAUUUGUAUGUUUUAAAUAGAUUUUAUAAGUGCAUAAAGUUCUGAUUCUGUUAAUGCUUAAUUGUUUUUUAAUUAUAGUUUUUUCUGUGUUUUUAGCUAUUUUUGCUUUUAUCUGUAAGCAACGCUGAGUCCCAUCAGGGAAAAAUGCAGGAUAUUAAUAUAACGAUAAUAAUAAUUUGUGCUUAGAAUUUUCUUUAGUAAGCUGUCCAGAGAGACCUUGCCCCAAAAGAGCUAGGGGAGGGAAGGAUAAACUUCCUUCAUGGUGGACUGACACUGGAGGAUCUUGAGGCUAAAAUGAAGUGGGGGGUGGGGAGAAGACUUAGCUGUACAGUGGUACCUCAGGUUAAGUACUUAAUUCGUUCCGGAGGUCCGUACUUAACCUGAAACUGUUCUUAACCUGAAGCACCACUUUAGCUAAUGGGGCCUCCUGCUGCAGCCAUGCCACUGGAAGAUGAUUUCUGUUCUCAUCCUGAAGCAAAGUUCUUAACCUGAAGCACUAUUUCUGGGUUAGCGGAGUCUGUAACCUGAAGCGUAUGAAACCCGAGAUACCACUGUACAUUACACAUUGAGUGUAAUGCCUUAUUUGACCCUUAGAGGGCACACCAGUCAGGAGGUGAAUUAGGAAAAGACCAGUAACUGGAAAUGCCUGACUCCAUCCAAACCCAUCUAAGUCCAAUGUCACCUAGUGACUAAACCACUUAGUGACAGUACAGAGUGUCUGAGAAGAAGGGUAGAGGUUAUGUCCCAAAUUGAAACCCAGUUGCUCCAUGUUCAUUUCUUGUUUAUGCUAAAGUGUGAUGAAGCAUUGAGCACUGGCUUACUGAACUAAAAAGCUUCAGAAUAUUCAUGCUGAGGAGGCUGUCGUGAUGUGUAGGUUGCCUUGGUAUGCAUGAUGCCAAGGUAAGUCUGAUCCUGACAGCCUCAAACCAGAUUUCACCAAGUUUAACUUGUAGCAUGUGAAUUGAUUUGAAGGUAUGGCUCAUAGUUUUGAAGUCAGAGUUCAAGUCUUUCCCCCCACUAGCUCAAAUGAAAGUCCUCAGUGUAAGGUUGAGUGCAACAAUCCUUGUGUGUUCUACGAGGGAAAUGUUAUAUACUGAAGUUCUCACCCUGGGCCAGCAGGGGGAUACUGUAGAUAGUUUCCACUCAGGUCCACAUAUGCAAAUAAGGAAUUGAAAGUGACGUUCAAUGAUUGGAUAGUUACAGAAAGUUGUUACUGUUGCGCUGUAGUGGAGCUCUGUAUAAGCAGGCUGGCUGAACCCUUCAGUUUAGUUCUGUUUUGGCCUGUGAAUAAACAAGAGCUGUUUGAAGAAUCGCUGUAUAGUCUGAUAUGUUCACCUGCAACUUAACAGGAAAUAUAUUGGAAACAUAAAUAGACAGAAUCUGAUCUAAAUGCUGCAUCACUAAAAUACACUCUGCUGAGCAGGCCCUUAGUCUGCAAACUGCAAAUGAUUAUAGCAUUUGUGCCUUGCUCCUUCCUGCUUAUGGAGCAGAAAUUGCAUACCUGCAAAGAAAGCUAAAGAAGAUAAUAUUUCACAUAAUUCCUUUCACCUCAUAAUCUGCAUCUGAUUAUGGAGGAAGGUACUUCUGAGGCAAGAUGCAGAACUGACAGUCAGAACCUCAGAUUAGAACUGGACUUCAGAAGGUUUGAAAUAUAUUCAUAGUUAAGCCGGAAUGAACACUUUUGUGAACCAUCUAUUUUCUCCUUACUGAUUGGAUCUGUUUUUUGUCUAGUUUCUGCACAUGUUUUGGGACUGAGACAGCUCUGCUUGCUGUUGUGGACAGGGGAAGUGCAUCUCAGUGGCCUUUAACACAACAGUAAUGGUAUCCUUCUGAAGUGCCUUUCUGUUACAUCCAGUCAUGAUCUGUGCCCGUGGUGGAAUCUUCCCACAAUUGUUUGCUGUGAGCAAAGUGCAAACUAGGCCAAUAAAAACAAGAAGGCCGUCACAUGCUCACCUCCUGUGUGAAAUUCUACAGUCCAUAACCACAAUACAUGUUGUUUACACAGAGGAAUUAGUUCCAAAAGAAAAAUUUUAUGCUCACAAAUUGGACUGUAUAGGUUAAUCAGAAAAACCUUUUGAUGUUACAAAGAGAACCUAUGGAAGCAUCAGAUACAUAGAUAGAUAGAUAGAUAGAUAGAUGAUAGAUAGAUUAUUUAGUUUAGAUUAGAUUAUAUAUAGUAGGGAAAAAUUAAUGGAAAAUGGAGUGGCAUCAUAGUGGGAGACCCACAGGAGCAGUAAAAUGUUGUGGUUUUUGUAUUUUUAAAAAGAUGGGGUGUGGGGGCCUGGGAGGUUGGAUUCAGUUUGCAGGUUAGCCAGCCCUGAACUAGAACCAUGUAUGAGAACUACAACAAACACAAGUAGGAAAAUGCUAUAUAUAGCGGUAGCGUGGUGAACCUUUUUCAGUCUGAGUUCCAUGUUUCCUUGUGGGUUGGACUGGAGGCAAACCGAUGUGACCCCUCCCUUUGUAAAGUAGGCCACCUUCCAAUCAUGUAAAAACCAGAGGUUAACACUCUGCAUCCUCCAUCCAGAAAAGCCAGCAAGAGGUAGGACCAAAGUUGCAGGACACAUUCCAGCCAGGCUAAAACACUCAAGAAAGCACUAAGCAGGUGAAAGUGAGGGCUGUAGCCUGGGGAUGGGGGCCUUGUUUGAGGAGAUCAUUGAGGGCAAGAUAGAGAUUACUUGAAUCUCAGUUCCUUGGCCUGAGAUUCCCCAGGCCUGCUGUACUGUGUAUACUGUUUUAAGCUGGUUUCCAGAUCUGUAGAAGGAAGCAUGUUUUCCUUGUUCUGCUGCAGCCCCACCCUUUCAGUUUGAAGCUUAACUUCUCUAAUUGCCUCCUACCACCGUACGCAGAGGCAUGUGGGACAAAGCCAUUUAUGUGGCCAAUCAUCUGAGUCCAAUUAGCUUGGGAUCCUUCUUGUCACAGAGAUCAGGAAGUGACUAGUUAUACUGCUUGAGACGCUUUCUGGUGACUAGUGGUCUGUCUGAACAGGAAACAUAUUGCAAGAAGCUUAAGGCAUGGGGACUAUAAAUAGUGCAUGUUUUGAUAAUGGUUUUCUUUCGGGACAACACAUUUUACAGCCUAUUGGCAAGAACUCUUGCAAAAAAAUAGGUCAUGACUGGGAAAGAGAGACCAGAAUUUCUCUGAGAAGAAAAUAGAAGGAAGCUUUCCUUUCAGCUCAUUAAGAUAGCCAUAUUAACUUCCAGGAAAACAGUAAUAAAUGCUUAAUUUUAAGAGCAAUUUAUUUUGGCAGCUGAUCUCUUCCCCUUCCCCCUGAGCUUCUGUUAAAGAAUUCCAGGAAGAUAUUUUUGAAGCCCAUCCUUUUUUGGGUUACCCAAGAUCCUCUUGAAGUAAUAUGCAAUGUAUUAUAAAUUGGCUCACAGAUGCUAAUUUUUGUUUGCCAUGUACAUGGGCAGUAUCACUCCUACCAGGACCCUUCAGAAUUAUAAUAUUAUCUGGUGCCACUUAAUUCCAUUAUAUAAGCAAGCAUUACUUCCUCCUGCUGACCAUUGCUAGGGUGAGACAAUUGUACAAAGGAAGACAUUUGACAGAAAGAGUUUCAGCACAUUCAGAGCAAUGAGGAAAGCUGCACUUGUGAAAAUCCUCUCUUCUAGAAAAUGAUUUAAGGUACAUGAGUUCUGACUUUCAUUGCUAGUGAUCACGCAACCAACUGGUCCAGGUAAGGUACUGGCAACAGGUUGACAGGCAUGCCUUGGUCUUUGUAGCUUAUGAAUAUUUACCAAUGUCUUUUGUUCCCUGCAAGUGGCACAAUCUUAUGGGGCUGUGAGAAUAUGGAGACAAAGUUAGCCCUCCACUUACCUACUGCUAAAGCAAGAGUCUCAAUAGGGUGACUGUCCUGCAAAUGUGGAAAGGCUUCCUUUGAGCCAGGGUUCCAUCCUUGAAUAUUUCAGCACAGUUCUGAAAUCUCUCUUAGGUGUAAGAGCUGAGCCACAAUAUAUUAAAUGUACCGUUUAAUAAAAGAUGAGUCUGAGGAUAUGCUGAGUGUUUCUUCUGCCCCCAAAUCUUACCACUAUUGUUCACAGGUAAUGUUGAAUGAGAAACAUUUAUAGUCUGCCUUUUGAAAUAUUGUUGAGUUGAUUGAUGUGUCUGGCCACAACUUAAUUUAAAAAACAAUCAUCAUACAAUGAACUAAAAACAACAAAAUAAACAACACAGCAGGUAACCAGCAGAAAAGAAAAUUCUAUUUAUAUUUCUUCAAAAAUAACAGGGGGGAAAAAACUAGCCUGUGGCAAACAUUUGACUCAUCUUCUGUAUAUGUGAAUCUGUAAUAAAAUGUAAUCAGAAAACUUUGGAUGGGACUGGCAAUAGUCCUAAAUAAAUAAAUAAGACGGGAUGGGGUUUUUUUGGUAACUCAAUCUGUAACCUUGUUUAAGUAUGCCCUCCCCCCGCAAAAAAAUAACAAUAUUGGAGUAGACAGCAUACUCCACCCAAAAAGGUAUGCCAAAAAUAAAAAAUAAAAAAUUGUAUUUUUCUUCCAAAGCACACAAAGACUUGACACAUUUCCAUGGUGAUAUAACAUCACUUGCUGAGGACAGCUUGGAUGGCCAGAUAUCCCAUAUUUGGAAAUAUCUUUUGUCUUGUUUCCUCACACCACCACUGUACAAAAUGCAAGUCACAAUUGGAAAGGCACCACAGUUCCCCAGCCCAUGUUGUCCCUAAUUUAAUCUGGCAGCCUGAGACAUUGAUACACAUGGAUUUAAAAGAGUGCUUCAAAUCUAAAUGGGUAUUAUUGUAACACUUAGAAAAACAAUUUUAGCUUUGAAAUUGAAAUUGCAGUUCUCAAAACUCACGAUUGUUUUUAUUCAUUGGAGCUUGAAAGGAUUACUUCCUUUGUUUGAGGAUUAUUUGUUGAAUGUUGGGGAAUUUAUCUAUAUAGAUCAGGGGUAGGCAACCUAAGGCCCGGGGGCCGGAUGUGGCCCAAUCGCCUUCUCAAUCAGGCCCACGGACGGUCCAGGAAUCAGCGUGUUUUUACAUGAGUAGAAUGUGUCCUUUAAUUUAAAAUGCAUCUCUGGGUUAUUUGUGGGGCAUAGGAAUUCAUUCAUAUAUUUUUUUCAAAAUAUAGUCUGGCCCACCACAUGGUCUGAGGGAUGGUGGACAGGCCCACGGCUGAAAAAGGUUGCUGACCUCUGAUAUAGAUAAAUCCAGUACCAUCCCGUUUGCAAUUCAAGCACAAGGGUUAGGCGAGGCUGGCCACUCCAUGAGGACUCAUGCCAAGCCAUAGUCUGUCUCGGUGUUACGUCUAAAUCCGGCCAUUUUUUAAAGAUAAAUAUCGUUGUAAGAUGCCAGGGGGUUCAGGCGCUUACCCAGGGUUCAGUUUCCUACAACUUGAGCCUACAAUGGAGAGGCUCACAGCAUCAACACACCCAACUCUGGCCUUUGUCCUUCUAACGGCUAGUUGAGAGAGCAGGGGCCCACCCAUUUGCCGUCUGACAUGGAGCCAUUUCCUUUGUUACCUUCACUACUCAUACUUUAGGGGAGCACUACCUCACCAAGAAGCUGGCCUAGCUAUUUCAGCAAUUGAAUCCUAGCUGGAUCCAGCAAUUAGAAAAGGAUUUAGGCAUACAGCCUAAUCCCCCUGCCCCCACUGUGCAAAAAAAACCCCCUCACAACAUGCUGAUUGUUGUGGCUAUCGAAUAAACAGAAAUGUCCUUUCCAAAUGGCUGGGUUUAUGCAUCUACUUAAACAUUAUCUGUUUAGGUUCACAGUGAAACGUACACGUUGGCUCAUGUUAUUACUAUAAACUGGAUGAAUUCCAACUCUUUUAGCAUCUAGUAGCUCUAGAAAUCACAAAGCAGAAGCUCACCCUUGUUUAAUAAUGGAUUAAGUAAGGAAGUUGAAAUGAAAAAAAAAUUGUAAGAUGAAACAACCUUGGUUAGAAAUACUGCAAGGGGUUGAUUAAAAGUUCUCCCUUGUAAUCCUAUACAUGUCACUCACAAGCAAGUCCCACUGAGUUCACUGUGGGACUUACUUUUUUGCAGAGAUCCUGAGUCCUCCUUCACAUGCACACCUCACAACAUGAUCGGUGUGCUCUAGGCUUGUGGGGUAUCUGUUUGAUAUAGCCAUGACCACAUGUAAAACAAUUUCUGCCCUAGUUCUCUACCCAUAGGGCACUCAGCACAGCUUCACAGUAUAAGAAACACAAUACAAAUAAAAAAAGUAAGAGAACAAAUAUCAAACUACAGUACCAGAAGCAGCAAUCUAAAAUACAAACACUGGCAGCAGUUACACUUAAAACAUUAAAAGAAGGGGUUUUCUCUCUCUUUCAGGUCUAUGGUGACACUCCAGAAAAAAAACGCCCUGUAUAUUGAGGUCAUUUGCUUAACAGCUCAAGAGCUCACACAUCGGCAGAGCUUAUCAUAAGGAGUUUUUUCUCAGAGACACUGUAUCCCACUGGAAGGAAGGUGUUGGAUCUGAUUACCUGGGAAAGGACCACCUAACUGUCCCAGGUAUCCCGUUUACUGCUGUGACAUGGGAUUGGGCCAUGCUGAAGUGGCCCCCACCUUGAUAAGGCAUGAGUGUGGAUGAAUUUUCAUCAUUUUGUAUUCCUGACCUCCCCCCCAAAAAAAAAUCUUUCUGUGACUUACAGGCAGUCUCAGUGAUUAAUCUAAGAUUAUUCAUGCAGCUCAAUCUCAAUGAUUAAUCUAAUCUUAUUCAUGUAGCUGCAAGUUGGGGGGACGUGGCACACUUGAUGCAGGCAGCAUACCUAACUUACAACUCGGCUGCUAUUUAUUAGCUGAGGAAGAAAGUCCAUGGAAGGAAUUCAGCAUAGUGCUAUGGCAAUCGUUCCGUCGGCACAAGCAUUUUGGCUUGCUAGAUGGGACAGUCUCCCCUCUCUCCUCCCCCUGUGGGGCUGUUCUGGAGGUUCUCCUGACUCCCCAGAGCCAAUUCAGGGAGAGGGGGAGGGGGAGGAGAGGGGUGAAACCCUGUUAUGCUAGCAAGGCAGGACUUUCUCUGAGAGGGACUUGUUGGCCGAAUCCAGCCUCAUCCCUUGAUGGAAGGGGCAAGGAACAUCAGGCCCAGCCUGUCAGGCCUCUGUAUCUGACCCUCAGAACUCUCCUCAGGCCACACCCCUCACUGCCUCAGCUUCCUACCCUGAGUGUUUUUGCCUGGCUGGAAUGUGUCCUUUAUGUUAUUUUCACUAAUAUAUGGAUAACAUGAUUGGAGAACAACACUGCAAAAUUCAGCAAAGUGUUUCAGUUUGUAUAAUUUAUUUCAUUUUAGGGACGUGUGAAUUAAAUGCAAACUAAUUUCAGUUUCUCUCUCAUCCUUAGCAGUCAGCAGCUGUAAUCACUUUGAGGCAUGUACCUUUGAAUGA
Messenger RNA from Podarcis lilfordi (Lilford's wall lizard), 11203 nucleotides. The record is from the annotation of a GenBank genome assembly. NCBI's taxonomy places the organism in Eukaryota, Metazoa, Chordata, Lepidosauria, Squamata, Lacertidae.